UGUGACGUCAGACCUGGAAAUGAAGUACCGGCUCGCUUUGCGGCAGUGUUCUAUGUUUGAAAUGGAUGGAUUAUCUUUACCCGAUUUAUAAUGGACAGACCACAACAUUUAUAAUUUAUACUUUCCGGUGAAAUGAGCAAACCGGUUUUAUUUACCGAGCCCCAGUUGAAGUAACGUAAUUAAUGUUUUGCGAGAAUGUUUACUUGUUCCUAGCUUCCUUGCUUCCUCGCUUUAUGUAGGAUGAAUCUUUCUUUUAUUAAGGUGGCAUCCUCGCCAUGACCUUGCGGAUUUUGUGAUUUCCUAAUUCAAGACAGACACAUGUGGACCAGCUCAUUCCCGGGGACAGAUCUGACAGCUGUUUGACUUAGUGAUCACGAUGGCCUUUGCAGCAAGGACACUUCUUCUCAACCUGAGAUCCACUUUCAGGAACGCUGGCUCCUUUGCCAGAGUAAAACUGACCCAGAACUCCAGGACAAGUUUUGUGAAAAGAGGACAAAUUAUAACUCAGAUACCCAAGGUGACACUGUUGUGUUGGGGUGCUGUGAAUGCAACAACAUAUGUAGUGAAGUGCCAGGAAGCUGCUCUUUCACCCCAUGCUGCUGAAAGAAAGUCUCUAGCCAAAGUCCAAGUGCACAAAGUUGUAUUUUUCAUCCGCCUCACCCUUCGUGCAUUGGUUCUGCUCCUCAAAUUUGGACCUCUUCUCCUCCUCUCGCCCUUGACUUUGGUGUCCUCGCGCUUUGCGUCUCUUUGGCUUGACGCUCUGCUGUGGGUGACUGAGACAUCUGGUCCUACUUUCAUCAAACUGGGGCAGUGGGCCUGCACCAGACGAGACAUCUUCUCUCAGGAGUUUUGUGAGCGCUUCUCCAGGCUCCACAUCAAGGUGCGUCCUCACUCCUGGGCUCACACCAAGCAGUGUCUCCGCAGAGCCUUUGGGGAGGGCUGGAGGAACAUAUUAGUCUUUGAGAGCAAAGAGCCAGUGGGUUCGGGAUGUGUCGCCCAGGUGUACAGAGGUUGGGCCAAGGCAGAUAAAGUAGAGGACCCAGCCUUCCAGACGCUGGUGGAGGAGAUGGAGAGGAAAGAUUUACUGGAAGCCUGGGAGAUCCCUGGUUUCAGAAGAGUGGCCAGCACCCUUCAGUGGCUCUGGGGUAGAGGGGAAGAGUCCAAUGAGGAGAGAAGCUACACAGAUGGUCAGCAUGAGGAGAGCAGUUUGGAUAAAGAGCAUCUGAUCCCUGUGGCUAUCAAGGUGAUCCAUCCAGGCGUCAGGAGGCAGGUGGAGAUGGACCUGCUGCUCAUGAAAACAGGCAGUUGGCUUCUGCACUGCCUCCCUGCACUCAGAUGGCUCAGUCUGUAUGAGGUCGUGGAAGAGUUCGAAAAGCUCAUGACAAAACAGAUCGAUUUGCGUUUUGAGGCAAGCAACAUGGAACGUUUCCGUGAAAAUUUCCGUGAUGUGGAUUUUGUCAAGUUCCCAGCUCCCUUACGACCAUUUGUCACCAGGACCAUUUUAGUGGAAACUUUUGAAGAGAGCGAGCCUAUCUCUACCUACCUGAGCUCGGAUAUUCCUCAGCAGGUGAAGCAGAGAAUAGCCAGGAUGGGUGUGGACACCCUGCUGAAAAUGGUCUUUAUUGACAACUUUGUCCAUGGGGACCUCCAUCCUGGGAACAUUCUGGUCCAAACUCGGGGAGCACCUCCUGGUUCCAGUGACAGCACAGUGGGGUCCCAGGGUAAAACCACCCUCACUGACUUGUGGGACACAGUAGUUGUCAGCGUCAGGCCAGAACCAUUUCCUCUCCAGUUGGUGUUGCUGGAUGCUGGCAUCGUCGCCCAGCUCAGUGACCGUGACCUUGCCAACUUCAAGGCUGUCUUCACAGCUGUGGUCCUGCGGCAGGGUGAGCGAGUUGCAGAGUUAAUUUUACAUCAUGCCCGAGCCAAUGAGUGCAAAGAUGAGCCACAGUUUAAGAAGGAGAUGGCCCAGUUGGUGGACCACGCCGUCAGCAACACCCUCUCCCUGGAAAAGAUCCAAGUGGCUGAUCUGCUGUCGCAGGUUUUUGGUCUGCUCAUGAAACACAAGGUGAAGCUGGAGAGUAAUUUUGCCUCGAUUGUGUUUGCCAUCAUGGUGCUGGAGGGUCUGGGCAGGUCCCUCGAUCCAAACCUGGACAUCCUGGAUUUGGCCAAACCCCUGCUGCUAAAGAACUGUGCCUCACUGCUCUGACAUGCACACACGCAAAUACAGCACUUGAUGUGUCAUAAUUGUCGGUGCACGUACAUAUUGUACAUCUAGGGAUACAAUACACAUGUGCUGUAUAUUUAUCUGACCAUCGUUUGUGUUCAAGGUUACAAUGCAAGAUUCCUCUGUGGGUCACAAAAACACAAUCAUCACUUUCGUGAGCAGUGAUGACUCCAGAAAUACCUCACUGAGCUUUACGUUGUUCACUUUUUUUCUCUUUUUUUAACUUUAAUGACAGUUAUUCUUGAAUUUCACGAACUCAAAUAGAAAGGUGCUAAAAUCAUCUUUAAGAUCCCUCUAAUGAGUAAGAGCACGCUCACUUUAGAAGAGGCAGUGCCAGUGGAUGAGUCACACAGACAGAGACCAGCAUUGCUAGUGAUUUAAGAUGUGAAGCAAAAUACAGUGGAAGUCCACAGUUGACAUAUUAAAGUAUAUUUUUACUUUUUAAUGCCCAACAUUGAACUCAGGUUUCCUUUUAUUACUUUCUUUGUUGGAUUACAUCAUUUUUAAUCAGCCAUACUUGCUUUAGUGUGAAUGUUAAUGUACUGUAAUGUUCUUAAAAACCACAUUAAAUAUUGUGAAGCUAAAUGUGCUCACAGCUUGUCUGCGUCAAUACUGUCACUGUUCCAUCAAAGUCGUGGCUGAGAACACUCUACGAGUGAUACAUUUCAAUAAAAGAAAAUGUGCUUAA
This is a messenger RNA of Solea solea (common sole), 2915 nucleotides long. It is a transcript of the gene adck2, whose product is annotated as aarF domain containing kinase 2. The record is from RefSeq and is a predicted model, not a curated record. The transcript has 8 exons. Gene Ontology annotation, cellular component: mitochondrion. Bases 377 to 2209 code for a protein of 610 amino acids. NCBI's taxonomy places the organism in Eukaryota, Metazoa, Chordata, Actinopteri, Pleuronectiformes, Soleidae.